This is a messenger RNA of Morus notabilis, 1295 nucleotides long. RefSeq names its product (S)-ureidoglycine aminohydrolase. Gene Ontology annotation, molecular function: ureidoglycine aminohydrolase activity. The transcript is spliced from 13 exons. The record is from RefSeq and is a predicted model, not a curated record. Bases 218 to 1123 code for a protein of 301 amino acids. NCBI's taxonomy places the organism in Eukaryota, Viridiplantae, Streptophyta, Magnoliopsida, Rosales, Moraceae.
CCAACUUCAGCAUCGCAUUUCCCUAGUCACCAAACAAAACAAAACAAAACUCCUAUAUAAUGAGCCGCCAGCUUCCCAUUGGGCAGCGGAGACUGAACAGUGUUUGAUUGAUGCUUGUUUAUUUGUCAUCAUCAUCGUUAACCCACCUCCACUUUCCACUCUUUUAGUCCUUCCAAUUCCAAACUUCCCAACUCCACAAACACUUUUGGAUCUCACAAUGCAUUCGUCACAAUCUCUUCUUGUCCUUUUGAUCGCUCUAAGUCUGCUCGGAUUGGUAGUGGGUGAAGAUGGGUUUUGCUCUGCGGGUUCUGUGAUUAGCAGCUCGCCUUCGGAAUCGAAUUAUCUGUAUUGGAAAGUCACCAAUCCCACGCUCUCUCCUUCUCAUCUUCAAGACUUGCCAGGUUUCACACGCAGUGUUUAUAAGAGAGACCACGCUUUGAUAACACCUGAGAGUCACGUGUUCAGUCCUUUACCUGAAUGGACAAAUACAUUAGCGGCCUAUUUGAUAACACCGGCCAUGGGUGCGCACUUUGUGAUGUACCUCGCAAAGAUGCAAGGGAAUUCGGAAUCUGGACUCCCUUCUUCUGAUGUUGAGAGGUUCAUAUUUGUGGUUGAGGGUUCUGUGACAAUGACUAAUGUUUCGGGAGCUAGCCACACACUUAAGGUUGAUUCAUAUGCAUAUUUAUCUCCGAACUUCAAACAUUCACUCAAGUGUGAAGCAUCUGCUACUCUCAUAGUCUUUGAGAGAAGACAUGCCUCUUUAGAGAACCUUGUAACUGAGCAGAUUGUGGGUUCAACAGAUCAGCAACCGCUUCUUGAAACUCCUGGAGAGAUCUUUGAGCUUAGGAAGCUUCUGCCCACUUCUAUACCAUAUGACUUCAAUAUCCAUAUUAUGGAUUUUCAGCCUGGAGAAUAUCUCAACGUUAAGGAGGUCCAUUAUAAUCAACACGGUUUAUUGCUUUUGGAGGGACAAGGCAUUUACCGCUUGGGCGAUAGCUGGUACCCUGUUCAAGCUGGUGAUGCGAUUUGGAUGGCGCCAUUCGUGCCUCAAUGGUAUGCUGCACUGGGUAAAACUCGGUCACGAUAUUUGCUGUACAAAGAUGUAAAUAGGAAUCCCUUGUAGUCAUAUUUGACAUGAGAAUAUGUGAUUUGAACAGAUUUUGUGUUGUGCUACAGGUAGUAUGUGCGUAGUAAACAACCAAAUAUUUGUCACGCUUGUUUUCUGUAGUUUAAAGGCACUUUGAAUUGCCUCGUUAAUUUAUGCUAAACUUCUUAAUGAUUUAAUAGUGCACAAA